Messenger RNA from Rhizophagus irregularis DAOM 181602=DAOM 197198, 2236 nucleotides. RefSeq lists its product as uncharacterized. NCBI's taxonomy places the organism in Eukaryota, Fungi, Glomeromycota, Glomeromycetes, Glomerales, Glomeraceae. The record is from RefSeq and is a predicted model, not a curated record.
CUUUUUUUUCGUUCCCGCUUUGUUGUUAUUAUUGUUAGUCCUUUCUUUCUUUCCUUUCAUACCUUUUAAUUCCUUCUCAUUCCUUCCUUCCUUCCCUUCCCUCCCUCUCCCUUCCUCCAUCCCCUCUCCGCCUUUCCUUCCCUAUUCUUUCCUUAUUACUUUUCUGCUUUUCAUUACCUCUUCUAUUUCCAUUACUUUACUUUCAUUAAUAUAAAAAAAAUAUUCACAUGAGAACAAAGUAUGAGAUUGAGAUCUCUAUGUCUCAUGAUUUUAAUAAUAGUUUCAUUAUUGGUAGGCGAUAACGACUUUGUGAACGCACUCUUUUAUAAAAGAAUAAUACGCUCUCGAGCAAGAACGAGCUUACAGAAAAUUCACAGUUUAUCUCACGUGAUAAAACUUCAGUCCAGACAAGAUGUUAAUGUUUCUGCUAAAAUUGAUGUCAACUCAAAAGUUUCCGACACUACAAGUUCAAAAGAAUCACCAACUCCGACAUCAACGGAAACAGAUAAAACUACAAGUUCGACUGGCUCGAGCUCGAAAGCUACAGAUACGCCAGACACAACAAAUAAGUCAACGUCCACAGAUACGUCAAAAGCCACCACAGAUAAAUCAUCGUCUGCAGACACAUCGAAUACUUCAAAGUCCGCAGAUACUUCAACACCUACAGAUACAUCAAAAUCAUCGGAUACACCAGGACCAACAAAUUCAACACCCACAAAUCCAACACCCAAAGAUUCAACACCCACAGAUCCAACACCUACAGAUUCAACACCCACAAAUUCAACACCUACAAAUUCAACACCCACAGAAACGCCAUUACCAACAGAUAUAGAAAUUGGGAUACCAGGGAUACCAGGGGUACCAGGGGUACCAACAGAUGGAACAGCUACAAAUGAUAAUGUCACAAUUUUCGUCGAAAAACCAACUAUAAUAACUAUACCAACUACAACAAUUAGUAUACCAUCAGUAACGCCAAAAUUACCUCAAUUACCUACAUUAACUGUUCCAACCAAUAUAAAAUCUGUUCCUACACCAACACGCGUAGUCGUUCCUCCACCAAAACUACCCGCAGUUCCACAACCAUCAGAUGUACCAAUUAUACCACCCGAUGUACCAGAACCUGUUGUACCAGGAGCCAAAGAGCCUGCUGCGCCAGAGCCUGCUGCACCAGGAGCCAAAGAACCAGAUGCACCAGCAGGAGGAAAAGAACCAGUUGCACCAGGAGCUAAAGAACCAGAUGCACCAGCAGGAGGAAAAGAACCGGUUGCGCCAGGAGCUGCGCCAGGAGCUGCACCAGCAGGAGGAAACGAACCAGUUGCGCCAGGAGCUGCACCAGCAGGAGGAAAAGAACCCGCUGCACCAGAAGGUAAAGGACCCACUGCACAAGGAGGUAAAGAACCUGAUGGUGGUAAAGCACCUGAAAUUCCACCUGCUGGUGGUGUACCCGGAGGACCAGCACCCGCUCCAGGAGAAGUACCUGCACCAGGAAUACCGGGAGGACCACCUGCACCAGGAAUACCGGGGGGACCACCUGCACCAGGAAUACCGGGGGGACCACCUGCACCAGGAAUACCGGGGGGACCACCCGCACCAGGAAUACCGGGAGGACCGGGUGGUGCACCUGCACCAGGAAUACCAGGGGGCCCAGGAGGUCCAGGAGAAUCAGGAGAAUCUGGCAAACCAAGACCAACAGAUGGAACGGAUAGCUCAGAUAAGAAUGGCUCAAAAGAUUCGGGCAAAUAUGCUGAAAAUACAUAUACGGCAAAUAGUGAUGUAUUAGGACCAGCAAUUGGAGGUGCUGUAGUAGGUGUGGCAGCAAUUGGAAUGAUAGCAUUAAUAAUUGUGAGAAAGAAAACUAGGGUAUGUGCGACUAAAGGUAUUCCAUUGUCAGAUAGUGAUUCAAUGGAAUAUGGUCAUGCAUACGAUAGUUACCCUGUAACACCUCCAGGAGCUUAUAUACGACAACGAACAAGUAGAGGUUCAUCUGUUGCAUCAUCCUUAUCAUCAUCAUCAAUGAGAUUUAUUUCUAGCAUCAAAAAUUCUGUUUCUAAUAUACUUCCGAUACCACAUGAUUCUGCCAAUUUUACUGGUCAAAGCAAAUUUGUUGAACAGUUGCAAUUUUGAAAAUAACCUUUAUUUGUAAUUUAGUAAAUUAUUUGUUUAUUUAUAUUUAUAUUUUUUUUUUGUAUAUUAAUACAUUAUCACUACAUAAAAUUCAUACAAUUCCUAGAUAAAU